Perkinsus marinus ATCC 50983 is the source of this 411-nucleotide messenger RNA. RefSeq lists its product as hypothetical. The record is from RefSeq and is a predicted model, not a curated record. The coding region runs from base 1 to 411 and encodes 136 amino acids. The transcript is spliced from 5 exons. NCBI's taxonomy places the organism in Eukaryota, Perkinsozoa, Perkinsida, Perkinsidae.
AUGCGUGAUGGUAGGGGUGCGGAGGGAGUUCUAUUGAGAAUAUCAAAGUGCCGAUUCGACAACGAUUGGGAUCGGCCUGGACGAGCAUUGGGAACCAUUCUGGCUUCGGUUAUCCCCGUUGGCGUUUCUCCAGAAGUUCGCAAGUCUGUUAUCAGCAAAUCAUAUCAACUCGCGAACUCAUCUUAUUUGUCACCUAAAAUAGUUACCCAAAGGAGUGGUGAGCUCAUCGGUGUUGCAUGUGCUUUGUUAUCGUUUCGUUUGCAUGGGGUUACCCCUAUUCAUCAGAUGGACGUUGUGGGAGGAAAGUUCCUCUACGUGCGGUCGGCUGAUGACUGGUAUUCCGUCAUCGCCGACCUCCCCACGGGCGGAAAGCUCCUCCUCGGCCCCGCACCUGUGUUCGCGGUAAGUUAA